Molecule: messenger RNA, 4566 nt
Organism: Cheilinus undulatus (humphead wrasse)
Lineage: Eukaryota; Metazoa; Chordata; Actinopteri; Labriformes; Labridae
Gene: hpn
Product: hepsin
Exons: 13
Coding region: 495-1778 (427 amino acids)
Biological process (GO): proteolysis
Cellular component (GO): membrane
Molecular function (GO): serine-type exopeptidase activity; serine-type endopeptidase activity
Source: RefSeq, a predicted model, not a curated record
UCUGGAAGACCACACGGACAGACUCGAACUCCGGGUUAACUUUCCCUAACUUUGUCUAAAUUAGUCAAAAACCUCCAAAUGUUUCUCUCUGUUUCGUUAAAAGCUGGCGCAGGUGGUUUCGGUUGAUACAGCUGAAAACUUUGGUGCGUUUUCCUCGUCUUUCUGUGGGGUCAGUAACCUGGGAAGAGAGCAGAAAAAGGAUUUACCGCAAACUGGGAAUUAUCUGUGGUGGCGUAUUGAGAAUCCUGUCCUUUGUAGAAGCUUUAAGUAGCCUGUUUGCUAUUUGUAUCUUCUUCAAAGGUAAUAAAUAGGUAACAUAAGGAGAAGAAGGCCAAAAUCCACCUGCUGCAAGGAGAAACAGAAAAUCUUUGUUGCCAAGGUCUAAGACCACCCGCCCUGAGGGGCCAAGGGGAGAAGGAGAGAACGACAUAAAGACUAAAGAAACGAAGGAGACCGACCAUUGUCUAUUGUCCAAAGCUACCUCCUGAGUUAAGAUGUAUGCUGAGAAGGUUGUGACAGAGGGGAAGAUGGGGAGCAGGGGCAUCUCGCUGACCUGUGUGCUAACCCCCUGUCGUGUCAUUGGAGUGUGUGUGGUGCUGAUGACCCUGGGAGCCAUCGGAGCAGCCGUCUGGGCCGUAGUUACAUAUUGCACAAUGGAGGAAGACAUGGGACUGUAUGAUGUCCAGGUAAAUUCUGCAGACCAGCGUCUCAGGGUCUUCGACUCCACUCACAAAAGGUGGCGUCAAGUGUGUUCCUCAUCAGCCAAUGAGCUGCUAGCUAGCAUCAGCUGUGAAGAAGUGGGUUUUGUCAGUGUGGUGAAUUAUUCUGUCACAUCAGUGCCAGAGGCCAGUGGAGAUGGAGGCGAGUUCUUCUGUGUAACAGAGAAAGAGCUCAGCUACGGCAAGAAAAUCAAGGACUCAUUGUUCCCAUGUGACUGUGAGAGCAGAGAGGUUCUCACUCUGCUGUGUCAAGACUGCGGCAGGCGAAGUUUUGCUGCAGACCGUAUCGUUAAUGGUGUGGAUGCCAGGCAGGGAAGCUGGCCGUGGCAGGUGAGCCUGCAGUAUGAAGGAGUCCAUCAAUGUGGGGGAUCUAUCAUCUCAGACCGCUGGAUUGUCUCUGCAGCUCACUGCUUCCCUGAACGGAAUCGCUUUGUUAACCGAUGGCGUGUGCUUCUGGGCUCCAUCUACAACAAACCUGGGAACGGUAACCUGGUGGAGGUGAAGACCAUCGUUUACCACAGCAGCUACCUGCCCUUUGUGGAUGCUAACAUUGAUGACAACAGUAGAGACAUUGCUGUCCUGGCCCUCACACAGCCUCUCACUUUCAGUGAACACAUCCAGCCUGUUUGCCUGCCAGCGUACGGCCAACGACUGAUCGAUGGACAGAUUGGAACAGUAACAGGCUGGGGAAACGUAGGAUACUACGGUCAUCAAGCAGAUGUUCUGCAGGAAGCAAAUGUCCCGAUCAUUAGCGACAACGUUUGUAACGGUCCUGAAUACUACGAUAACCAGAUCACCACCAGUAUGUUCUGUGCUGGUUAUGAGAAAGGAGGCAUUGAUGCCUGCCAGGGAGACAGUGGUGGUCCGUUUGUGGCAGACGACUGCCUAUCUAAGACCAGCCGCUAUCGUUUGCUGGGUGUGGUGAGCUGGGGAACGGGCUGUGCCAUGGCUAAGAAACCCGGCGUCUACACCAGAGUGUCCAGAUUUCUACCCUGGAUAUCUACUGCCAUGAGGAAUUAUCAAAACUCACCAGGACUUCACAAAAUGGCCCGGACAUGAGAUUCCUACAUUCUCUUUUAUACUUUUUCUAUUCUUGGAUGACUGUUUUGAAAGACAAGUCAACGGGGACUGUACAGAGAAAGGAUAAAAGGAUGUCAGGUUGCCCUCGGGUCAUGGUCCAAGAGAUAACGCCUUAUCUUUAACUUUAUUAUGAGGAUCUAAUGCCAAAAUUAUUUUGUGUCUACCAAAGCUGCUGAAAGAUGUCCUCAGACAGAAAGAGCUCUUUAAGAGAUGGGAAGUUUUGAACUCUUAAAGGAGUUAUUAAGUUUGGCAUGUCUUUUUAUACAAUAAUUAAACACCAAAUGACUAAAGAUGGAAUUACAUUAAUACACUAUCAAAGAUGCCAGUUUUAUGGGCUCCAAUUAGAUUAUUUUCUCAACAGCUGCAGUCACUAGAAGUUAUAAUUCAGCAUUUUAACACAUGAGCAUUCACUUACUGUGCAGGUCAGUCAGAAAGUAUUCAUAGCCCCUUCACUUUUUUUGAUUUUGUUAUGUCACAGUCAUUUAAAUUCCUUUUUAUUGUCAUUAAUCUACACUCAGUACUCUGUCAUAAAAAAAGCAAAAAGAUAAUGAAAAAACAUGUAAAUGCAUUAAAAUUAAUUACUGAAAUAUCCCAAUUACAUGAAUAAUUAGACCCUUUGCAACAACACUUGGAAUUUCGCUCAGGUGCCUCCCAUUUCUCUUGAUCUUUAUGAGAUGUUUCUACACGUUGAUUGGUGUCCACCUGUGGUAACUUAAACUGAUUGGACAUGAUUUGGAUAUGCACACACCCCUCUAAGAAGGCCUCACAGCUGACAAUGCCUGCAGAGCUCAGAGACAGGAUUGUUGCAAGGCACAGUUCCAGGGAAGGGUACAAAAAAAUCUGCUGUACCGAAGGAUCCUGACAGAGAACCCAAGAACCCAAUGGUCACACAGACUGAGCUCCAGAGCUCCUGUGUGGAGAUUGGACAAAGUUCCAGAAGGUCAACCAUCACUGCAGCCCUCCACUGAUCUAGGCAUUAUGGCAGUGGCUAGAUAUAAGCCUUUCCUCAGUGCAAAACACAUGAAAGCCCACUUGGAGUUUGCACUUGAAGCUCUUGAAGGACUCUCAGACUGUGAGAAACAAGACUCUCUGGUCUGAUGAAACCAAGAUUGAACUGUUUGGCUUCAGUUCUAAACAUUAUAUCUAGAGGACACCUCAUCACCUGCCAAAUACCAUCCCAACAGGGAAGCAUGGUGGUGGCAGCAUCAUGUUGUGGGACUGGGAGACUGGUCAGCAUUAGGGGAAAGCUGAAUGGAAGAGUUAUGAAUGCAGAGUUAUUGUCAAUGAAACCUCUUCAGCAGCACUCAGGACCUCAGGCUUGGCUGAAGGUUCACCCUCCUACAUGACAAUGACCCUAAGCAAACAGCCAAGACAACACAGGAGUAGCUUAGGGACCAUUCUGUGAAUGUCCUUGAGUGGCCCAACCAGAGCCCUGACUUGAACCAUAUCCAGCAUCCGUGUCGAAUAGACCUAGAAAUGGCUGUCCACCAAUGGUCCCCAUCCAGUUGGAUAGGAGAAAAGCUUUGUGCGUCAUAUUCAAAAGAUUGUAAUUGCUGCCAAAGGUGCUUUAACUGAGUACUUAGUAAAGGGUCUGAAUACUUAUGUCAGUGUAACAUUUCAGUUUUCAAGUUGUCAUUCAGCUUCUGAGUGUAGAUUAAUGAGAGAGAAAAAUGAGUUCAAACUACUGAAGCAUCAGGCUGCAACAAACAAAACUGAUAAAAGGGGGUCUGGAUACUUUCUGAAUGCACUGUAGGUUCAUCCAUAGCACUCUGGAUAUGAUUAUAAAAAUAUAUUCAUUAGUUACAUUGUUUCAUCCAGCACAGUAAGCCACACUUAACACAGACUGCAUUUCUGAGUUUUACAAAGAUCAUAAAUGAUCUCUUAAAAGCUUGGCUCUUUGUGCUUGUAAAGUACUUUUACAUUUUAAAGUGUUAAUGAAGGAAGCAGGAAAACACAAACAGAAACAAGCACAUAGAGCUACAGAUCUAAAACUUGAUAAAUUUUGAGUAAUGCUAACUUUAACUGUCCUUUGUGAGAAUUAUUUUAUAUAAUAACAGCACAUAUCCAAAUUUCUACAAAUAAAUGCCUCUUUAUAUGCAGUAGUUUUAUUUUAUAAAGGAAAAAAAUGUUCAUUCAUGACUUUGUUGGUGAGGAUAAAACAGGAUUUCAGUAAUAUUAAGAUCAGAAUUUUGUUGUCGUCUUGUAAAUAUUUGUCAAUGUGUAGAUUUUUUUGAGACAUGUUACAGAUUUCUUUACAAUCUAAAUGCCCUAAAAAGUCAGGAGUCUUAAUCACAAUCACAAUCUCAGAGAUAUAUCCUGAUGGAAACAUCUUUUCUAUCAUCACCAUGCACCGUUGUGUCUUUUCAUAAAUAUCAAGAGUGAAGAACUGAUUUAAAAAAAAAAAAAAAUCCUCAUUGUUCUUUAAAAACUGAAACACAGAAAUAUAUUUCAUCAUUUUACCUAGGUUUUUUUUAGUUUUUUUAUAGGUCAGGUAACAGUGGCAUGAAGAAUUAUUUUUUCGCUCUUUUCUUUUUGAUAAUACCUUUACACAUUUAGAAAAAAAGUGCCUGAAAAAAACAUUUUGAGUCAAACAGUGGUUAUUUGCACACUUUAUUGAAGCUCUUAUGACUUGAUUAAAUAUGUCUGUCCUUAAUAAAAUUGAAAAACAUGACAAAAGUUAAUGCUGGUGUCAUUAGCAGACAUACAAUAUACAAUGCAAUGUGACUUUCAUGAUACAAUUAUGAAAUACAAUUAAAUAAUAAUAAAG